AUGGUCGAGACAAGCAACCUGCGCGGUGCAGAAAAGCUCCUGAGGCGCAUCUGGGCAGCCUGUGAGCGCAUGCAGCCGCCAGACGAUGUCAUGCGCGCAAGAGUGCUGCACGAUUUUGCAGCUGUGCUGUGCAGCCUGCAGAGAGGCUACGAGGCAGAACAGCUGUGCAGGGCAGCUCUGCUGGAUUUUGAAGCAAGUGACACACCAGCGAGGAGCGUGGCGGCUGCGAUCUAUAAACAGAUCCUGGCUGAAGCAAUACUGGCGCCUCGUUUUCGGCAGAUGCGGCCGCAGGAUGCUGCAGAAGCAGAGCAGCUGCUAAGGGAGGCGCUAGCAGAAUCUCAGCAAGAGCCAACCUUAGAGCCCAGCACCGUCGCAGAGAUACAUGCGGGGCUCUCACGCUCGCUGGGCAAGCAGGACAAGACCUCCGAGGCCCUGCAGGGCCGAAAAGAGGAGGUGAUUGCAACAGAGCUGGUCAGGGACUUGCGCGAUGGCAUUGUGGCUGGCUGCAGCAGCUACAACGCCGAGAAAGUUCGGAUGUUGGUUAUAGAGUGUUUCCAGGACCUGCGCAUCGCCCAAGAGGCCGUCGAGAUGUGCCAGCUUGCAGCACAGCAGCUACUGGAUGCUUUGGCGACGGACGAGCUGGCGGCAUAA
Coccomyxa subellipsoidea C-169 is the source of this 651-nucleotide messenger RNA. RefSeq lists its product as hypothetical. NCBI's taxonomy places the organism in Eukaryota, Viridiplantae, Chlorophyta, Trebouxiophyceae, Coccomyxaceae. The transcript has 6 exons. Gene Ontology annotation, molecular function: protein binding. The record is from RefSeq and is a predicted model, not a curated record. The coding region runs from base 1 to 651 and encodes 216 amino acids.